Molecule: messenger RNA, 4383 nt
Organism: Naumovozyma castellii
Lineage: Eukaryota; Fungi; Ascomycota; Saccharomycetes; Saccharomycetales; Saccharomycetaceae
Gene: RPO31
Product: DNA-directed RNA polymerase III core subunit RPO31
Exons: 1
Coding region: 1-4383 (1460 amino acids)
Source: RefSeq, a predicted model, not a curated record
AUGAAGGAAGUUGUGGUUAGUGAGAAUCCUAAAAGGAUUAGUGGGUUAGAAUUCAGUGCCCUCAGUGCAGCUGAUAUUGUAGCCCAAUCCGAAAUUGAGGUUUCCUCUCGUGAUUUAUUCGACUUAGAGAAGGGUCGUGAACCAAAAAUUGGUGGUGCAUUGGAUAGAAAGAUGGGUGUUUCUUCUUCAAGUCUGGAAUGUGAAACUUGUCAUGGGAAUCUAGCGUCGUGUCAUGGGCAUUUUGGUCAUAUUAAGUUGGCAUUACCUGUUUUCCAUGUUGGAUAUUUCAAGGCAACAAUUCAAAUCUUACAAGGUGUUUGUAAGACCUGUUCCGCCAUUUUAUUGAAUGAUCAAGAUAAGAGACAAUUUUUAACAGAGUUGCGUCGUCCAGGUGUCGAUAACUUAAGAAGAAUGGGCAUCUUGAAGAAGGUUUUAGAUCAAUGUAAAAAGCAAAGAAGAUGUUUACAAUGUGGAGCAUUAAAUGGUGUUGUUAAGAAGGCAGCUGCAGGUGCUGGUCCAGCCUCUUUAAAGAUUAUUCAUGAUACAUUCCGUUGGGUAGGAAAGAAAUCUGCGCCAGAGAAGGAUAAAUGGGUUGGUGACUGGAAAGAGGUUUUAUCGCAUCAUCCUGAACUAGAAAGAUUCAUGAAAAGAUGUUCAGAUGACUUAAAUCCUUUGAAGACAUUAAACCUUUUCAAACAAAUUAAACCUGAAGACUGUGAAUUAUUAGGUAUAGAUUCUACCGUGAAAUCUGGUAGACCAGAAACAUAUAUUUGGAGAUACUUACCAGCACCUCCUGUUUGUAUUAGACCUUCUGUGAUGAUGCAGGACUCUCCAGCUUCAAACGAAGAUGAUUUGACAGUUAAACUAACUGAAAUUGUUUGGACUUCAUCCUUGAUUAAAGCCGGUCUGGAAAAAGGGAUAUCUAUUAAUAAUAUGAUGGAGCAUUGGGAUUAUUUACAAUUAACUGUUGCAAUGUACAUCAAUUCAGACUCGGUUAAUCCAGCAAUGUUGCCUGGUGCUUCCAGUGGUGGUGGGAAAGUUAAACCUAUCCGUGGGUUCUGUCAACGUUUGAAGGGUAAGCAAGGUAGAUUCAGAGGUAAUCUAUCUGGUAAGCGUGUAGAUUUCUCUGGUAGAACAGUUAUUUCUCCUGAUCCAAAUUUAUCAAUCGAUGAGGUUGCCGUCCCCGAUCGUGUUGCGAAGGUCUUGACAUUUCCAGAAAAGGUGACUCGUUAUAAUAAACAAAAAUUGCAACAAUUAAUUAUUAAUGGUCCAAACGUUCAUCCAGGUGCCAACUAUUUAUUAAAGAAAAACGAGGAUGCCAGAAGAAACUUACGUUAUGGUGAUCGUAUUAAAUUAGCCAAAAAUCUACAACAUGGAGAUGUUGUGGAGAGACAUUUGGAAGAUGGUGAUGUUGUCUUAUUCAAUCGUCAGCCAUCAUUGCAUAGAUUAUCUAUCUUAUCACAUUUUGCUAAAAUUCGUCCCUGGAGAACUUUCAGGUUAAAUGAAUGUGUCUGUACACCAUAUAAUGCAGAUUUUGAUGGUGAUGAAAUGAAUCUACACGUUCCUCAAACAGAGGAGGCACGAGCAGAAGCAAUCAAUUUAAUGGGUGUUAAGAAUAAUUUAUUGACGCCUAAGUCUGGUGAACCCAUUAUUGCUGCUACCCAAGAUUUCAUUACCGGCUCUUAUUUAAUUUCACAUAAGGACUCAUUUUUUGAUAGAGCGACCUUAACUCAGUUAUUAUCUAUGAUGUCUAAUGGUACUUUACGUUUUGAUAUACCUCCUCCUGCAAUUAUGAAACCCUAUUAUAUGUGGACUGGUAAGCAGGUGUUCUCCCUGCUUAUUAGACCAAAUAAGGAAUCUCCUGUUGUCAUCAAUUUAGAUGCCAAAAAUAAAGUUUUCAUGCCUCCAAAAUACAAGGAUUAUCCAAAUGAGAUGUCAAGAAAUGAUGGGUAUGUUGUAAUUAGAGGUUCAAAUAUUUUAAGUGGUGUCAUGGAUAAGUCUGUCUUAGGUGAUGGUAAGAAGCAUUCCGUAUUUUAUACAAUAUUAAGAGAUUACGGCCCUCAAGAAGCUGCCAAUGCUAUGAAUAGAAUGUCCAAACUUUGUGCAAGAUAUUUAGGUAAUCGUGGUUUCUCAAUUGGUAUUAGUGAUGUUACUCCAGCUGAUGAUUUGAAACAGAAGAAGGAAGAAUUAGUCGAAAUCGCUUAUGCUAAGUGUGAUGAGUUGAUUGACCAGUUCCACAAAGGUAAGUUGGAAACUCAACCAGGUUGUAAUGAGGAACAAACUUUAGAAGCUAAGAUCGGUGGUCUAUUAUCAAAAGUUAGAGAAGAAGUUGGUGAUGUUUGUAUUAACGAAUUAGACAACCUUAAUGCUCCCUUGAUUAUGGCAACAUGUGGUUCUAAAGGUUCUACACUAAAUGUUUCUCAAAUGGUGGCAGUUGUCGGACAACAGAUUAUUUCAGGUAAUCGUGUUCCUGAUGGGUUUCAAGAUCGUUCGUUGCCUCACUUCCAGAAGAAUUCGAAAACGCCACAAUCCAAGGGUUUUGUUAGAAACUCUUUCUUUUCGGGUCUGACUCCUCCAGAAUUUUUGUUCCAUGCCAUUUCAGGUCGUGAAGGUCUAGUCGAUACAGCUGUUAAAACUGCCGAGACUGGGUAUAUGUCUCGUAGAUUGAUGAAGUCAUUGGAAGAUCUUUCUUGUCAGUAUGAUAAUACUGUGAGAACCUCGUCGAAUGGUAUUGUUCAAUUCACAUACGGUGGUGAUGGUUUGGAUCCUAUGGAAAUGGAAGGAAAUGCAAAGCCUGUUAACUUUAACAGAUCUUGGGAUCAUGCCAUCAAUAUCACAUUUAGUAAUCUGGAGAAGGGACUACUACCUUAUGAAAUUAUGGAAAAGACUAACGAAAUUUUAAAGCCUUUAGAGGAGAGAUUGAUUAGAUAUGAUAACGUUGGUGAACUGGUACCAAAGAAAGAUAACGAAAAGGCUGAAUAUGUUGACCAGUUUGAUGCUGAAAGAGAUUUCUACCGCUCUCUAAGGGACUACAUUCAAGAAAAGGCAGACAUACUGGCACGUGUAAGAAAAUCAAGAGGCAUGUUAGAAAUGUCGAGUGAACCAGGUGAAGAAUUAAGAAAAUUAGAUCCAGAUGAGAGAAUUACUGAAAGCAUCAAACACUCUGUCGACCAACUUUAUAAGAUUACUGAAAAGAGUGUCCAAACAUUUUUGGAAAUUGCUUUGUAUAAGUACCGAAAGGCAAGAGUGGAGCCGGGAACAGCUGUUGGUGCUAUUGGUGCACAAUCUAUUGGUGAACCUGGUACCCAAAUGACCUUGAAAACUUUCCAUUUUGCUGGUGUUGCUUCUAUGAACGUUACAUUAGGUGUUCCUCGUAUUAAGGAAAUCAUUAAUGCAUCCAAGGUUAUUUCUACUCCAAUUAUCAAUGCUGUAUUAGUUAAUGAAAAUGACGAAAGAGCUGCAAGAGUGGUUAAAGGGAGAAUUGAGAAGACUUUGUUGUCAGAUAUUGCAUACUACAUCCAGGAUGUGUACAAGGAUAAUCUAUCAUUUAUUCAGGUCCGUGUAGAUUUAGGAACUAUUGAAAAGUUGCAAUUAGAAUUGACCAUUGAAGAUAUUGCGGUGGCAAUUACUAAGGCACCAAAAUUGAAGAUUCAGACAUCAGAUGUUAAUAUUCUCGGUAAAGAUAAGAUUGCCAUUAAUGUCUACCCAGACGGCUAUAAAGCUAAAUCAAUUUCUACAAUGGCUAAGGAACCCAGUAACAAUGCAGUCUUUUAUAGAAUGCAACAUCUACGUCGUGUUCUACCUAGUAUCGUUGUUAAAGGUUUUGGUGAUAUCUCAAGAGCUGUUAUUAAUAUUAGAGAUGAUGGUAAGAGGGAAUUGUUGGUCGAAGGUUAUGGUUUGAGGGAUGUCAUGUGUACAGACGGUGUCAUCGGUAUGAAGACAACUACAAAUCAUAUAUUAGAAGUCAACAACGUGUUAGGUAUUGAGGCAGCAAGAUCAAGUAUUAUUGGUGAAAUCGAUUAUACUAUGAGUAAUCAUGGUAUGAGUGUUGAUCCUCGUCAUAUUCAAUUGUUAGGUGACGUGAUGACAUAUAAGGGAGAAAUCCUGGGUAUUACUAGAUUUGGUUUGAGUAAGAUGAGAGAUUCCGUCCUACAAUUGGCUUCUUUCGAAAAGACUACGGAUCAUUUAUUCGAUGCAGCUUUCUAUAUGAAGAAGGAUGCUGUUGAAGGUGUCUCUGAAUGUAUUAUUUUAGGUCAAACCAUGUCCAUUGGUACUGGUUCAUUUAAGGUGGUCAAGGGAACAAACAUCUCUGAGGCAGACUUAAAACCAAAACCAACAUUGUUUGAGAAAUUAUCCAAUUGUGGAACUCAUAAAUUAAACUAA